Molecule: messenger RNA, 2828 nt
Organism: Pelobates fuscus (common spadefoot toad)
Lineage: Eukaryota; Metazoa; Chordata; Amphibia; Anura; Pelobatidae
Gene: GAS1
Product: growth arrest specific 1
Exons: 1
Coding region: 724-1632 (302 amino acids)
Biological process (GO): regulation of cell cycle
Source: RefSeq, a predicted model, not a curated record
AACAACAAGCCUUUUUGGACCAAUGGCAUGAAAGAGACCCGGGAAAGGGGCUGAGCAAAGGGCGAGGAGAUCAGGAGAAAAGCAGAGAGGUUGAGCAGGCUGGAUGAGAAGCAGCAGCAUCGCUCUAUUUUGUGUUUGUUUGCUUUUCCAUGCAUGCAUAAUGAGGUGUAAUGGGAGCACGUUGUGAGUGCAGUUUGUGUAUUUAAAGCCUGCAAACACUUCACAGACUGAUCCCUGGUUUGUUGACAGGAGAACCAUCAGUGGGUCAGUAGCAGAAGCCUCUACAGACCCCAAGUUUUUUUUUUCUUUUCCCUCUUUUUCUCCUCCCCUCUGUGAGAAAGUGAAAAUACUCCAGCUUCACCCUGGAGGAGAGCAGUGAAUGGGACAGCUAAGGACUCAGCCGUUUUACUUUACAGCCGGCUCAUUGUGAGGAACUCUUGGUUGGAGGCAGCAGAAGGGGACAAUAUCCAGCCAGAGCGCACUUGUGGAAGGAUACCCAGCAAGGCAGGAGACAUGAGCUGUGUGCCCUGCAAGGGGGCACCGGUCUGCAGUCCCUGCCAUCCCCUCUCCAAACUCUCCCAGUGAGGACCAGCUCUGCAGGAGGACCAGGAGGGCUAGUACUUGGAUGGAUUGGCAGCUUUGAGGCUCCCAUGCUCUCACAUCCCUGCUCCAGCUGAGCCCACGCUUGUUUUAUUGUGUGAAUUGCCCCCACUGGCCCCUACCAUGGCUGGCUGGAGGAUCCCGUGCUUGCUGCUGCUGGGCUCCGUACUGGGGCUGGCGGCGGGCCGGAGACUGAUCUGCUGGCAGGCGAUGAUGCAGUGCCAGGGCGAAAUGGAGUGCCACUAUGCCUACAGCCAGUACACGGAUGCCUGCGCCUCGGUGCUGCCCAGGCCGGGGGAGACCCCCUCCUCGUCCCAUAGCUCCGGCCGGCGCCGCUGCCCCAGUCAUUGCAUCGCUGCCCUCAUCCAGCUCAACCACACCAAGCGGGGGCCCGCGCUGGAGGACUGCGACUGCGCCAUGGACGAGGUGUGCAAAGCCACCAAGCGGGCCAUCGAGCCGUGCAUGCCCAGGACCAGCGGCGGCGGCUCGGCCGGGGGAGGUGCCGGAGGUGGCGCCCAUGCUGGAGGUGGCGGGAGCAGCGCGGGAGGAGGGGCGGUGAUGGGCUGCAUGGAAGCCCGCAGGGUGUGCGAGGCUGACCGGCGAUGCAGCAUCUCGCUGGGCCGCUACCUGAACCACUGCGGGCGGCUGUUCAAUGGGUUGCGCUGCACGGAGGAGUGCAGGGCGGUGAUCGAGGACAUGAUGCAGGUGCCCAAGGCCAUGCUGCUCAAUGACUGUGUGUGUGACGGCAUGGAGAGGGCCAUAUGCGAGUCCAUCAAGGAGAACAUGGCCAGGCUCUGCUUUGGGUCGGAGAUGGGUAUGGGGGGCCCGGGCAGCAGCGGGGGGUCAGACUAUGACUAUGGGGAGGAGUACGAUGAUGAAGAGAUUGGGGGCAGUAAAGGCUCUAUUGAGGACGGAGUGAUGGUGGAGGGCAGGAAGGUCAAUCAGGGCAGUGAUGGCAAUGGGACUACUGCUUGCUCUCCCCUUUCGUGGACUCUCCUGGCAGCCAUUGGACUAAUGUUGGGGUUGCUAUAGCUGGGUUGAUGUGGACAAGUCAAUGUGUGUCAUGCUAUGAGUUGGGUAUAAAGAGUCAAUCUGGGGCAACGUUCUAUAAAUGGAAAAUUUCUUAGAACUCCACUCUUAAACUGUGCCCCAGAAAUACUAUUUAUACACACAACCCCUAUGAGUGCUGUUUUAUUCCCCAUCCCAGGGUCACUGGCUGCUACCAUCACACCCUAUUCACUGAGGUACUAGGUGCCCUCUUUGCGUGUGGGUGUUUGGAUGAACACUUUGACACUCCAGGCACUCACAUGUCAAUCUGAUGUAACAUGCGGGUUGGUGAUUACUUGAUGCCAAGUCAGUGCCACUCUUAUCACCUUACUAAAGCUGUGCCUUAACAGGUCUAUUUACAUGUGGGCGCUAUGGGAGGAGAGUCGGAAUCUAAAGACAGCUGAAGAGCUGCCAGACCAGGUGCCAGUGUAUGCAUAAGUUUAACAGUGCUCAUUUAACCACCAUUCACCCUGCCAUAGUCUCACCCUCUCAUCAGCUGUUCUUGCCUGUAUUAAAUACCUGCACAUCCAAGCAGUUGGAAGAGGGGGGAGAGGGUCAACUAGGACAACGUAUGUCAUGUUAGUUGUAAAACAUAUGGGUUAUAUGUAUAUAAAAAACUAUAUAUGAGUUAUGUAUGAAAAGCAGUUCUGGAGUAAAGUUCUAACAGUGAAUUAGUCAUGAGUGAAAACAAAUUCUGAUGCACUUUUACAACUUUGCCCCAAACUGCUUUUUACAUAUAAAUCUCUAUGUAUCCACUAUGCAGUACUGUACACACUUUAAGAGUUAGCAUAGUCACCAGAAAUGCCUUUAAUUGUAUUAAUUCAGUGAUCUCUAGGCUUAAAUGCUUGUUUGAAAACACUGUGACAGGUGUACCAGCUGAAGUUCCCAAAAUGACUGCUUUACAGUUACUGAUUUAACCCUUCAGUGCCUCUUUCACCAAUGCCAGACUCAAAAACUAUUCCAAGUUUGCCUUACUGUGUUUAAGAGAUUCUGGUAUUUAAAGCACAGAAAAAAUGUCUUAAUUUCAGAAUGCAGAUUUACAACAACUGAUUACAAGUUUCAGAGGUAGAGAUAGCAUCACUUUUUUUUUUUUUUAAUAAAACCACCAUUGUUGUGAAUUACCAUCCAUAAAGAUUCUGGGGUCUAUUCACUAAAUAGUGAAGGAAAAACCAAAUAGGUUA